Molecule: messenger RNA, 1011 nt
Organism: Anopheles marshallii
Lineage: Eukaryota; Metazoa; Arthropoda; Insecta; Diptera; Culicidae
Gene: meigo
Product: solute carrier family 35 member B1 homolog
Exons: 2
Coding region: 1-1011 (336 amino acids)
Biological process (GO): UDP-galactose transmembrane transport
Cellular component (GO): endoplasmic reticulum membrane; Golgi membrane
Molecular function (GO): UDP-galactose transmembrane transporter activity; UDP-glucose transmembrane transporter activity
Source: RefSeq, a predicted model, not a curated record
AUGUCGGACAAGCGAACGCUAGUUAUUUCCGCUGUGGGAAUUUUUGUGUGCUACUUUUAUUUUGCAAUUCUGCAGGAAAAGAUUACACGCGGCCGGUACGGUGAUGAGCUGCAGGAUGAUGGUUCCCGUGGCGAGCGGUUCACAUACAUGCUGGCCCUGGUGGGUGUACAGUGUGUCUGUAAUUGGAUCUUCGCGAAAGCUCUACUAACAAUGUCACCGCAGCCGGACGAUGGUACCCCAAAGGUGUACUACGCUAGCAGCGCCCUUACUUAUCUGCUGGCCAUGAUCAGUUCGAAUAUGGCGCUCCGGUGGGUAGCCUACCCGAUGCAAGUUGUCGCCAAGGCGGCCAAACCAAUUCCCGUCAUGUUACUGGGUGUGCUAGUUGGGCGAAAAAGUUACACACUGCAGAAGUACUUCUUCGUACUGUUGAUCGUGGUGGGCGUCGUGUUGUUUAUGUUUAAGGAUAGCAAACCAAACCCCGGCACCGUACUGGAACACGAAUCCCUCGGUCAGCUACUGCUGGUAUUGAGCCUUCUGAUGGAUGGACUAACCGGUGCGGUCCAGGAGCGGAUGAGGGCGCACAGUGCACCAUCCGCCCAGCACAUGAUGCUCGCAAUGAACGGCUGGAGUGCAAUGAUCGUGUCCGUCGGACUUCUGGCAACCGGUGAAGGCAAAGCAUUCGUGCUGUUCGCCGGUAGGCAUCCGGAACUGUUCACGCACCUUACGCUACUAGCACUGACCGGUGCCCUGGGACAAUUGUUCAUCUUCAUGAUGGUGUCGUCGUUCGGUGCCCUGGCCUGCUCCGUAGUGACAACGACAAGAAAAUUCUUCACCGUACUCUUUUCGGUGCUGUUCUUCGGCAAUGUGCUCACCGGUCGGCAGUGGGUUGGUGCGGUGCUCGUGUUUUGCGGCCUGUUUGCGGACAUGUUCUUCGGCAGAAAGCCAGCACCAGCCACCAAGCUAGGAAAGGAAAAACAAAAAGUUGAAACCGAGCUGGUGGCAGAUAAAUAG